Molecule: messenger RNA, 3141 nt
Organism: Setaria italica (foxtail millet)
Lineage: Eukaryota; Viridiplantae; Streptophyta; Magnoliopsida; Poales; Poaceae
Product: protein MEI2-like 2
Exons: 13
Coding region: 262-2811 (849 amino acids)
Molecular function (GO): RNA binding
Source: RefSeq, a predicted model, not a curated record
CGACUGCAAUGGGGGCUUGUUGUUGAUUGCUUGUGCCGCCGCCGCACCCGCAGCAGCAACCUCUUAUAAAAGAAGAAGAGGAGGAAGGAGAAGAAGAAGAAGGACAGGGAGCGCCGGAGGUGAGAAGAGACCGCAAGAUUUCGCCCGCCGUCUCGUCUGCGUCUCGUCCCCCCUCCCCCGGCCCCGUCGCUCCUCAACUCCCAGCAUCCGUUAGGGUUUCCUUCCCCAGCCAGCCGGAGGUAUCUCCCGCGGAAUGCUGUCAUGGACCCAUCGCCCCAUCCUUUCAACCCGCCAGGUCUUGCAGUCCCCCCUCCCUCCAAGCCAAGGCAGAUGGCCGCAAGUAACAACCCUUGGAGGGUCGCUCCACCACCCCUGCAAAAUGCACGCGCAGGCUUCGGCGAUGCAAGCCUCUUCUCAACCUCCUUGCCGCUUCUUCCUCAUGAAAAAUUGAACUUUCCUGAUUCUGCACAUGGUACCCCGUCAAUGGAUGACACCUCUGUCAAAAUGAAAACCCUUGAUGAUGACCCUGAAGAGAAGGACUACAAGUUUGAUUUUGAUCUUCGCCAGAUAGAUGACUUGCUGCCUGAUGAAGAUGAGUUUUUCGCUGGGAUCACAGAUGAGAUCGAACCUAUCGGGCAGACAAAUAACACGGAGGAAUUGGAAGAGUUUGAUGUAUUUGGCAGCGGAGGGGGCAUGGAGCUGGACUUGGAUCCUCUGGAGAGUGUCACAGCUAGUUUUGCGAAUUCAAGCAUUGCUGAUGGGGCUAGAGGCAAUGGGAUCAACCCUUUUGGUGUCCCAAGCACUGUCGGAACUGUGGCUGGGGAGCAUCCAUAUGGAGAACACCCUUCCAGAACAUUGUUUGUAAGGAACAUCAAUAGCAACGUUGAGGACUCUGAACUGCGCUCUUUGUUUGAGCAAUAUGGGGAUAUCAGAACCCUUUACACGGCAACAAAGCACAGGGGUUUUGUAAUGAUAUCUUAUUUUGAUAUCCGGUCUGCACGCAAUGCAAUGCGUGCGUUGCAGAACAAGCCUCUGAGGAGGAGAAAGCUGGACAUCCAUUUUUCCAUCCCAAAGGAGAAUCCAUCUGACAAAGAUUUAAACCAGGGAACUCUUGUUAUUUUUAACUUGGAUCCGUCAGUUUCUAAUGAAGAGGUUCGCCAGAUUUUUGGGGCAUAUGGAGAAGUAAAAGAGAUAAGAGAGACACCAAACAAAAAGCACCAUAAGUUUAUAGAGUUUUAUGAUAUAAGAGCUGCAGAGGCUGCUCUCCGGUCACUGAAUAAAAGUGAGAUAGCUGGAAAACGAAUCAAGUUGGAACCAAGCCGUCCUGGUGGAACACGUAGAAACUUGAUGCAGCAGCUUGGUCAUGAUUUGGACCAAGAGGAGCCCAGAAGCUAUAGACAUCAUCAUGUUGGUUCACCUAUUGCUAACUCUCCUCCAGGGGCAUGGGCUCACUAUAGUAGUCCAACAGAUAACAAUGUGUUGCAAGCUUUGAACAGGUCUCCAACAGGAAAUGGAAUGAGUCCUAUCGGAAUGCCUUCACUAAUCUCAAAUGCUGUCAAGAUUGCACCUAUUGGGAAGGAUAGCAAUCGGUCUAAAUAUGAUCAAGUAUUCUCAAAUGGCAACCAGUCCGUGGGAGGUGCAUUUCAGCACUCUCACUCAUACCAGGAUCGCAGCAGUGAACAUAUGAGUUCUAGUCCUGGGACUUUAUCCGGUCCCCAAUUUCUCUGGGGUAGUCCAAAGCCUUAUUCAGAAACCUCUCAGUCCCCUGUUUGGCGUCCACCAGCAAUUGGGUCUGCAUUGUCAUCUACGAGCCGUUCUCAGGGGCAAGGCUUCUUGCAUGGCAGCCGUCAGGCUUCAUUAUUUGGGUCUUCAGAUCAGCACCACCAUCAUCAUCAUGUUGGUUCUGCCCCUUCAGGUGCUCCAUUUGAGAGCCAUUUUGGCUUUUUACCUGAAUCGCCAGAGACAUCUUUUAUGAAGCAAGUCAGGUUUGGGAACAUGGGAAAUAUUGGUACUGGCAGAAAUGGGGCGGGCCUCAUGCUGAACAUGGCUGGCCGUUCUUCUUUGAAUCCUAUUUCUUCUCUCAGUGGAAGUCUGACAGACAAUAGCUCUACUAACUUUAGACCAAUGCUGUCACCGAGAUUGGGACAUGCGUUCUACAGUAACCCCACCUACCAAGGGCCUGGUUCUUUCGGACUUGACAGUUCUAUUGACCGUGGCCGUAACCGCCGAGUGGACAGCAGUGCGCUCCAAGCCGAUAGCAAGAGGCAGUAUCAGCUGGAUUUGGAGAAGAUUCGCAAAGGCGAUGAUACUAGGACGACACUGAUGAUUAAAAACAUUCCAAACAAAUAUACAUCUAAGAUGCUUUUGGCUGCGAUUGAUGAACUCCACAAAGGAACUUAUGACUUCUUCUACCUGCCAAUUGAUUUUAAGAACAAAUGCAAUGUUGGAUAUGCGUUCAUUAACAUGAUAUCACCUACACACAUUAUAUCAUUCUACCAGGCAUUUAAUGGGAAGAAAUGGGAGAAGUUCAACAGUGAGAAGGUGGCCUCAUUGGCUUAUGCUAGAAUCCAAGGACGGACUGCACUGAUAUCACAUUUUCAGAAUUCAAGCUUGAUGAACGAGGAUAAGAGGUGCCGCCCCAUUCUUUUUCAUCCCAACGGCCUGGAAUCUGGAAAUCAGGAUGCAUUUCCAAUCAAUGGCAUAUGCAUUCACAUGCCUGUGGAAGACGAUUUGUUUGACGAUGAAGAUGACAAGAGUCAGGAUGUGAAGAUGGGAGGAGAGAGCUCCAUGCAAAUGGCUGGGAGCUUGUGAUGGUAACCAACUGGAUCAUAAUCUGACUGUCUAGAGUGAAGGUAAUCGACCCCCAAAACUGUGUAUAAAGAAUGAGGUGGAUUUUGUGUCGCGGUGUGGCAUGGGACAUCUAGUGGUUUUUGUGGCAGCGGAUGUCGCCCCCAAACGCUUAGGCCCGCCCGCACCCAUGCCUGCCCACUCCAGUGCCCUGUGUACAGAUUGCUUGCUUUUGGUUGCAUGCUGAUGCUGUAAAGAACACCGCAUUUGCCCAAACUGUACAGGAAACUGAACUACUUUGUGUCCAUCGAUUCUGCAUUUGCCGUGUUUAUUUAUGGAUGGAUUUUGCAUGCA